UUGGCUACGCAAUCAGAUUUGGAGAACCUACGUAAAGAUUUAGAACAACAACAUACUCGUGAUAAUAAAUUAGAAAAAGAAGGUAGUAAAGAUAAAAAUAGUAGCUUUGUUUCUAUUGAAACUCAAAUAAGAAACGAUCGAUCACCAGUGUUACUACGUACUUUUGGAGGGGAGAGACCGCGCUCGAUCUUGGCUUCUGUAGCAAAGAGAAGUGUGUCGAGUGAGGACGUACAUAUGCGUAUUGAACGUCCGUCUGCAACUACAAGUUCGAGUACGGUAACAGUGUUAGGCGAGACUGACGAUACGAUAACUAACGACAUAAAUACGUCUGCACCAUUACGUAGCCAAAAAGAGGUUAAUCUGACAACAACUUAUAAGGACGAAGGGUUUGUGCCCGUGUCUUAUAAAAAGACAAAUAGGAAUAGGCAGGGUAGGGCGGCCGUGCAACCACUAGGAGAUUCGCUUAUCCGAGCUGCUCCAAGAUCUCUUUGCUUAUAUGUAUCACGUUUAGACGUUUCAACGACUGCUGAUAAGCUCGAGGAGUAUAUUAAGUGUAAAGGUGAAGAAGCGAUAAGUGUUGAACGUAUAGAACCUUUUAAGAUGACUAACUUUGCUUCUUUUAAGAUGACGACGGCGCAACUUUACACUGAAAUAUUACAGGGCUUAGCUAAAAAUGUUAAUGGAAAGCGUCUACAGCGUGACCACGCUCAUUACUUCUGCGAUAAUGCUGGAGCGCAUUUGAACUGA
Molecule: messenger RNA, 747 nt
Organism: Parnassius apollo (apollo)
Lineage: Eukaryota; Metazoa; Arthropoda; Insecta; Lepidoptera; Papilionidae
Source: the annotation of a GenBank genome assembly